AUGAUCGAGGAUACAGUUAAGAAGGUAAGGGAGAUUCAAGCUAAGAUUCAAGCGGCACAAGAUCGCCAAAAGAGCUACGCGGACUUGAAGCGUAGAGAAGAGGAAUUUGAGGUUGGUGACAAAGCAUUGUUAAAAGUGUCACCAAUGAAAGGUAUAUCCCUGAUAAGUCAACAUGUGCUACAACCUGAAACCAUUGAGUUAGAUCAAAGUUUAACUUAUGAGGAAAUACCUAUCAAGAUCCUUGACAGUAAAGUGUGUAGUACACGCAAUAAGGAAGUUAAGAUUGUUAAAGUGCUAUGGUCUAACCAAGAGUAUGAAAAAGCAACUUGGGAAGCUGAGGAUGAGAUGAAAAAGAAAUUUCCUGAGUUGUUUAAGGACGUUCAGUCACUUCAUGUGACAUUUUCCUACCCAAUUAGCUCCCAGUGUAGUUUACCUCAAUUUAUCUGGAGCAGGGAUUUGGUGGGAAACUCGUUUGAUGCGUAA
Messenger RNA from Chenopodium quinoa (quinoa), 483 nucleotides. RefSeq lists its product as uncharacterized. The record is from RefSeq and is a predicted model, not a curated record. The transcript is spliced from 3 exons. NCBI's taxonomy places the organism in Eukaryota, Viridiplantae, Streptophyta, Magnoliopsida, Caryophyllales, Amaranthaceae. Bases 1 to 483 code for a protein of 160 amino acids.